GACAUAUUUUAAUGACGGAACCGUGAAACGCCGUGAACUCACGUGUACAAGAUGAAAAACCCAAAACACAACAACAACAACAACACUGCGUCGAAAAAGGCUAAAUUUAAGCCUGGCUCGAAGAAAAGAGAAAACAAAUGCGUCGUGAUGUUUGACGACAAGGACAGACAGGACUAUCUGACUGGAUUUCAUAAGCGAAAAAUAGAAAGGAGAAAAGCAGCGGUGCAAGAAAUUAAGAAGAAAAUAAAGGAGGAGCAAAGCAGAGUUAGAGAAGAACGUCAUAAGGAAUAUGUGAAGAUGUUGAAGGAGAGGGAAGAAGCUCUCGCGGACGCAGAGGACGAGCUUGAAGAUGCGGUGAUCAGCACCACAGAGUCUGUUCAGUACGACCACCCGAACCACACUGUCACCGUGACAACCAUUAGCGAUCUGGACCUCUCGGGAGCUCACCUGUUCAGACCUGCGACAAGUGAUGCUGAUGAAGAGAGAGAGGAUGACAACAAGGAGGAAGAAGAGAAAAGACUUGCGAUGCCAAAAAAACCGAGGGACUUGAUCAUGAACAAAAAAAUCCGCUCCCUCACGACGGCACUCAGCUCGUGCACCAGCAAGCGGAGGAGGAAAGGGAAGCAGGAAGGCCGAGACAGACGAGGACGCCGGCCAGACAAGAGACCCGGUGUCACGGAGGGUGUACACAGAGGCGGGAGGACCAGCAAGAAACAGAGGCGGAGACAAACGGGGAAGAAGACGGACCAUCUUGACUAAAUGUGUGUGUGUGUUUUUGUAUGGACAUUUUAUGUCAGAAUCAGCCUGAGAGUCUGUGUUUUAAGCAGAUGUUCAGCUGAACUCUCCAUUUUGAAUUCUUACAGUAUUUGCCUCUGGAAAUAUCUUGUAUAUUUUUCAACAAUUUUGAGUUUAUAUAUAUA
Xiphophorus maculatus (southern platyfish) is the source of this 920-nucleotide messenger RNA. It is a transcript of the gene nol12, whose product is annotated as nucleolar protein 12. The transcript is spliced from 6 exons. NCBI's taxonomy places the organism in Eukaryota, Metazoa, Chordata, Actinopteri, Cyprinodontiformes, Poeciliidae. The record is from RefSeq and is a predicted model, not a curated record. Gene Ontology annotation, molecular function: RNA binding. Gene Ontology annotation, cellular component: nucleolus. The coding region runs from base 52 to 759 and encodes 235 amino acids.